Molecule: messenger RNA, 2637 nt
Organism: Coffea eugenioides
Lineage: Eukaryota; Viridiplantae; Streptophyta; Magnoliopsida; Gentianales; Rubiaceae
Product: pentatricopeptide repeat-containing protein At3g20730
Exons: 5
Coding region: 205-2103 (632 amino acids)
Biological process (GO): RNA modification
Cellular component (GO): intracellular membrane-bounded organelle
Molecular function (GO): protein binding; RNA binding
Source: RefSeq, a predicted model, not a curated record
UUUUGUAGAAGCCAGCCAUUGAUGCAAUUUCAGUUACAGAACACAAGCCGAAAAAAAAAACUCCAGUAAAUUUCACUUCACUAGACUACUACUAUCUUGCUGCAGUUUGCAAUCUGCAAACUACCCCGCCUGCUGUUGAAAGCUAUCAAGUUCUGUGUGAUGGUACAAUCCCAAGUUCCCAGAAGGCUAGGAUGAUGCCAUUUCAUGAACUCUUUCCAGUUUAUGAUUAUUGGUACCAAUCUGAAGGAAGGAACAAGAUUUCUUUUGCUGUUCCUAACUGGUCAUGCCAACAAAUUCCCAAUCUACCAAUCAAGGUUGAUGCCUCGAUAUGCAUCUCUACGUUCAACUGCGACGUCACCAUGCACUGCAGGAAAGUUACGAGAAGCUUUGGCAUUCUUUUCUUCUGGACCAAGGCCUCCAGAUUAUUCUUUUUACUUAAAACUUCUGCAACUGUGCAUUGGCACGAAUGCCGAAAGACAAGGUCAUUCAACUCAUGGACACCUAAUAAUAAAUGGCUUUCGUUCCAACGUCCAUUUAAAUACAAAGUUGAUCAUAUUUUAUUCGAAAUUAGGUGACAUGGUAAAUGCUCGUAAGGUAUCUGAUAACAUGCUUGAAAGGAGUGUGGUUUCUUGGACUGCCUUGAUCUCGGGUUACUCUCAAAACGGAGAAUUAGAAGAAGCUCUCAAGGUGUUCUCUGAAAUGCACAAGGAUGGUGUUAGAUCCAAUCAGUACACUUAUGGGAGUGCCCUACGGGCUUGCACCGGGCUAGUGUGUUUGGACAGAGGAAAGCAGAUUCAAGCGUGUGCCCAGAAGAGUAGGUUUGUGGAGAAUUUGUUUGUUCAAAGUGCACUGGUUGACUUGUAUUCAAAAUGUGGGAGAAUGGAGGAUGCUUUUUCGGUUUUCAGUUCGAUGAUGGAGAGGGAUUUGGUAUCUUGGAAUGCGAUUAUUGGUGGUUUUGUUAUUCAAGGAUUCCAUGACAAUGCAUUCUAUAUGUUUCAUCUAAUGCUAAGGGAAGCAAUAGGUUUGCUGCCGGAUUACUUCACCUUUGGAAAUGUUUUGAGAGCCUGUGUUGGACUUGGAAAAGUUGGUCUGGUACAUGGUUUCAUCAUUAAACUAGGUUUUGCAUCACAUAGUAGUUUGACUGGUUCUUUGAUUGAUGCCUAUGUAAAAUGUGGUAGUGUCGACAAUGCAAGACAUCUGUACAAAAAUAUGCAGAAUAAAGACAUUAUAUCAUGCACCGCAUUGAUCACAGGAUAUGCCCACAAUGGUAAAAAUAUCAAUGAGGCUGUGCAACUCUUCAAUGAAGUACGUCUGAUGCAUGUAGCAGUUGAUAAUAUCGUGCUCUGUUCUUUGCUCAGUAUAUGUGCAAAUACAGCUUCUUUGCUCUUGGGGAAACAAAUACAUUGUCUUGCAUUAAAGUAUCCAACUCAUAAGGAUGUGGCCAUGGGUAAUGCUUUGAUUGACAUGUACGCUAAAUCAGGAGAGAUAGGAGAUGCAAAGCAUAUUUUUGAUGAAAUGGAGGAGAAAAAUAUUAUUACUUGGACAACUCUCAUUACUGGCUUUGGAAGGAAUGGCUAUGGAAAUGAGGCUGUUUCACUUUACAAGAAGUUGGAAGAUGAAGGAUUGAAGCCCAAUUAUGUGACAUUACUGUCUCUUCUUUCAGCGUGUAGCCAUUCUGGUUUGACCGGUGAAGGAUGGACGUGUUUCAACAAAAUGGUGAGCAACUAUAAUAUUUCUCCAACAGCUGCGCACUAUUCUUGUCUUGUAGACCUCUUUGCACGCAGAGGAUAUUUGGAGGAAGCCUAUACUCUGAUGCAAAACAUGAAUAUUGAGCAGAAUGCGACUCUAUGGAGUACGAUUCUUGGUGGAUGUUACAUUCAUGGAAAUACUUAUCUUGGUGAAGUAGCUGCCAAACAUUUAGUGAAAGUUGAACCCGAGAACUCGGCCAACUAUGUGGUUAUUGCAGGAAUGUAUGCUGCUGCAGGCUUAUGGGACAGUUCAAGGAUGAGCUGGAAAUCCAUGGAACAAAGAAGCUUAUUAAAAGCUCCAGGUUGCAGUUGUUUUGAGUCCGCUAGCAAUACAGUUGCGCUUCCUUCACCAUGAUGACAUAACAAAGUGGCUGUUCCUAUUGUGAUCUGAGAGUAAUAUCCCUUGGUUCCUAACUUGAGUAGCAGGUGCUCAAAUGAUAUUGAAGCUGAUGGCAUUACAGAAACUGUUCGUUCACACUCAGGUGGGAGUUUGGUAAGUUACUUCAUUCAAAGCUGUUUCUGAUUGAUGCUUCAUUCAGAGCUGCAUCCCCAAGGGUUGGACUGGUGAUGACUGUUGCUGCUCAAGACUGCAGUCUUAUCUUCUUAAGAGCUCUUCAAUAGUUCUCAUGCAUAAAUUUUACAUUUCUAGUUCCUCAGAAUAGUAGCAACACGAGCUAUACUAUGAGAAAUGUAGUAAUUAUUCUGGGGUUCAAAAUGCAGCAAAUUGUCACCAUGCCAAAUGAGUCUGAUAUAGGAGAGUUUACUCAGUUGGAUCAAAGUUAUCCUGAAUAAGAGAACUAUUGCACGAAUUGUGUCGACUGUCAUAUUGGAUAUGAAGUUUAAUAUGCAGGGAAACAAACUCUAUGGAGUACCUAGGGUGGCUUCUGAA